CUCCAAGAUACUCUCUUAAAAAUAACUUCUCGGACUCUCUGUCUUUCUCACAAUCUCAUUCUCACAAACUUUCAUCUGCUUUCCCUAUCGAUCUCUCAGUAGAAAUUUAAAAAAAAAAAAAUGUCACAGGUAGCUGUGGAGGCUCCUCCAAAGGGUGGUUUCAGUUUCGAUUUGUGCAGAAGAAAUGGCAUGCUUUCUAAAAACGGUGUUCCGCCUCCAUCUUAUCGCAAGACUGGAACUACAAUUGUGGGUCUAAUUUUUCAGGAUGGUGUCAUUCUGGGGGCAGACACAAGAGCCACUGAAGGACCUAUUGUUUGUGAUAAGAAUUGUGAGAAAAUUCAUUAUAUGGCGCCUAAUAUUUAUUGCUGCGGAGCAGGAACAGCUGCUGAUACGGAGGCUGUAACAGUCAUGGUCAGUUCUCAGCUGCAACUACAUCGGUAUCAUACUGGUCAAGAAUCUAGGGUUGUCACUGCUCUUACUCUUUUAAAGUCUCACCUUUUCAGAUACCAAGGUCAUGUUCAAGCUGCUUUGGUGCUUGGUGGAGUUGAUGCUAAUGGACCACAUUUGCACACUAUCUACCCUCAUGGGUCAACAGACACCUUGCCAUUUGCUACAAUGGGUUCUGGUUCCCUUGCUGCAAUGUCUGUUUUUGAGUCGAAGUACCAUGAAGGGCUGACAAAAGAAGAAGGAAAAAAAUUGGUGUGUGAGGCUAUUUGCUCUGGCAUAUUCAAUGACUUAGGAAGUGGAAGCAAUGUAGAUAUUUGUGUGAUAACUAAGGGACAAAAAGAGUACUUGAGAAACCACCAGUUACCAAAUCCUCGCACCUAUGUCAGUUCCAAAGGAUUUUCAUUUCCCAAGAAGACUGAAGAUGCAUCAGGCAAGGACGAUCAAUACUAUCUGUGUUCUGCAUGCAAAUUGAUGCAUCCAUGAGUUAUUGAUCAUCUGAUACCAUCAAAUUUUCAUGGUUGCAGAGGUUACCUGAGGUUUAAAGGUACGAGUAUUUUGAAAUUGAGAAAGAUACACAAAUGACAAUUAACAAUUAACCUUCUUAAAAGUUAACCUUCCUGUAACAAUUAACAAUUAACCUUCUUCAAGUAAACCAUCAUGUCUCUUCUCUAAUAGGUAAUUUCCCGUAAAACGUGAGACCUUCUUAAAGUUGUUUUUUUUGGGUGAAAAACCUUCUUAAAGUUUAGUGUAACAGUUAAUCUUUCUUUGGUAUUGUGUUAGGUGUAAACUAUUGAUUAUGUUACACUUAACCCUCAGACGCUUUUGAGUGUAACACAAAACUCUUCCUCUAGGAGUAAUUUUAGUUAUCUAAGAGGUUUAAAGUUAUAUUUGUCAUUUCAAUGGAUAUUGGGGUAGGGUAGAAUUAGGGAAAAAAAAUUGAUUGGUUUCCUAUGAGUAGUCAAUGCGUUACCCAUUUAACGCCUAUUUAAUUAGGUGGGUUAAAACUUAAAUAUAAUGGACGGCUUAAGGAUUAAGUUCUUCUAGAGCUUUUAGGGUAUUUCCACCAUAAAAUUUCUAAAGAUCCAUGUGGUUUUGGGUUCAAAGCUACUAGUCACCUUGGGGCUACCCCUAAAGAUUUCUCAAAAAAGAUGCAUGGACUUCAAGUACAUUCUAGAAAAUCUUGAAGCUAAGCUAAUGGAUUGGAGGAGUAAGACACUAUGUUGGGUUGGGAGAGGUAGACUUAUCAACUCAGUUAUUCAAGCCAUCCCAAAUUAUGUCAUGUCUUUUUGUAGCAUAAAAUUGAGAUGUUUUAACCAUAACUGGCCAACCCUCACAAACCAUGAUAGUCCUUAUUGACUAAUAGUGGCAGUUUUGUAUCUCUUCUCUUGAGCAUCUUUCUCUGUUAGAUGAAUAGAUUUCAUUACACAAAAAAUACUUAAAACACCUA
This is a messenger RNA of Quercus lobata, 1894 nucleotides long. RefSeq names its product proteasome subunit beta type-7-B-like. Gene Ontology annotation, cellular component: proteasome core complex; cytoplasm. The transcript has 9 exons. NCBI's taxonomy places the organism in Eukaryota, Viridiplantae, Streptophyta, Magnoliopsida, Fagales, Fagaceae. The coding region runs from base 121 to 930 and encodes 269 amino acids. Gene Ontology annotation, molecular function: threonine-type endopeptidase activity. The record is from RefSeq and is a predicted model, not a curated record.